Messenger RNA from Brassica oleracea var. oleracea, 980 nucleotides. Its product is annotated as peroxidase 19. The record is from RefSeq and is a predicted model, not a curated record. Gene Ontology annotation, molecular function: heme binding; peroxidase activity. Gene Ontology annotation, biological process: hydrogen peroxide catabolic process; response to oxidative stress. NCBI's taxonomy places the organism in Eukaryota, Viridiplantae, Streptophyta, Magnoliopsida, Brassicales, Brassicaceae.
AAGACCAAUCCACCAUGCAUGUCUUAUCUCUUACUUCCUCCUUAAUAUUCCGUUUUCUCUUCCUCAUCUCCACCAUUCCAAUUUCUUCAGCGAAGCCCAUAACCUCUCAUCCCCAGACACUGCCGCGCCACCGCCACAGAGAGCUAUCCACUGAUUACUACUCUAAGAAAUGUCCUCAGCUAGAAAGUCUUGUCGGUUCCGUUACUUCCCAGCGGUUCAAAGAAGCACCCGUCUCCGCCCCUGCGACUAUUCGCCUCUUCUUUCACGACUGCUUCGUUGAGGGUUGUGAUGGGUCGAUAUUAAUAGAAACAAAGAAGGGAAGCAAGAAAUUAGCGGAAAGAGAAGCAGAGGAGAAUAAAGAAUUGAGAGAAGAAGGAUUUGUGAGUAUCAUCAAGGCAAAGGCAUUGGUUGAGUCUCAUUGCCCUUCUCGCGUCUCUUGCUCUGAUAUUCUCGCCAUCGCUGCUCGAGAUUUCAUUCACCUGGCAGGUGGACCUUACUAUCAAGUGAAAAAAGGAAGGUGGGACGGCAAAAGAUCAACGGCAACCAACGUCCCUCCCAACAUCCCUAGAUCAAACUCCACGGUCGAUCAACUCAUUAAGCUCUUCGCGUCAAAAGGACUAACGGUAGAAGACCUCGUAGAACCCGACCCAAAUAUCAACCCAAAAUUACUCAAGGAACUCCGUAUGUAUUGCCCUUUCUCCGGUAGAAGCUCCCGCGCCGCCCUUCCCCUCGACGCCACAACUCCGUUUGCGUUCGACAAUGGAUAUUACAGAGGUCUAGGAAGUAGCAUGGGCCUUCUCGGGUCGGACCAAGCCUUGUUUCUUGACCCGAGGACGAAGCCCAUUGUACUUGAGAUGGCUAGAGAUAAGCAGAAGUUUCUCAAGGCGUUUGGGGACGCUAUGGAUAAGAUGGGUUCUAUUGGUGUAAAGAGAGGGAGGAAACAUGGGGAGAUACGAAAAGAUUGUCGUGUCUUUUUAUAG